Messenger RNA from Melozone crissalis (California towhee), 2980 nucleotides. It is a transcript of the gene ABTB1, whose product is annotated as ankyrin repeat and BTB domain containing 1. NCBI's taxonomy places the organism in Eukaryota, Metazoa, Chordata, Aves, Passeriformes, Passerellidae. Gene Ontology annotation, molecular function: protein binding. The record is from RefSeq and is a predicted model, not a curated record. The transcript is spliced from 12 exons. The coding region runs from base 97 to 1530 and encodes 477 amino acids. Gene Ontology annotation, cellular component: cytoplasm; ubiquitin ligase complex.
CCCGCCGCCGCUGCCCCUCGGCCCGGCCCGGCUCCGCGGCCGCUUUUCCGUUCUCUGCGUCAAUGCGGCGCCGCCGCCCCGCGGCCUGGCUCGGCCAUGGACACCAGCGACUUGUUCACCAGCUGCAAGAAGGGCGACGUGAGCCGCGUGCGAUACCUUCUUGAGCAGCGAGAUGUGGAAAUCAAUGUCCGUGAUAAGUGGGACAGUACACCCCUGUAUUACGCCUGUCUGUGUGGACAUGAGGAGCUUGUACGUUAUCUUCUAGCCAAUGGAGCAAAGUGUGAGGCGAACACUUUUGAUGGGGAGCGCUGUUUGUACGGGGCUCUGAGCGACGCCAUCCGCCGGCUGCUGAAGGAGUACAAGCAGAUCACAGCCAAGUGCAUGAGGAGGGACUACUAUGAUGUGUUCCUGCAGAGGCUGCUGGAGCAGGGUUACCAGAGUGACAUUGUUUUCAUCGUCCAUGGCAAAUCCUUCUGUGCCCACCGCUGCAUCCUCAGCGCCCGCAGCGCCUACUUUGCAGAGAUGUUUGAGACCAAAUGGAAGGGGAAAAACAUGAUAGUGUUGAAGCACCCACUGAUUAACCCAGCAGCCUUUGGAGCUCUUCUGCAGUAUCUAUACACAGGUCGCCUGGAUAUCGAUGUAGAAUAUGUCAGUGAUUGCAAGAGGUUGGCCAAGCAGUGUCGGCUGCAGGACCUCAUUGAUGAUUUGGAGACCAAAUGUAAAAAAGUCUAUGAAUUUGUCUCUUCCAAGCCAGGGACCUGUGUGAAAGUGCUGACCAUUGAGCCCACAGGUAACUGCCGGCUGCAGGAAGAUCUGGCUCUCCUGGCAGACUGCGCCCUGCCAGCUGAACUGCGGGUUGGUUUUGGGGAGUUGCCCUUUGACAGCACUGACAACUUCAACAGCUGUCCCGACGUGUGUUUCCGUGUGGAGGAUUACAACUUCUUGUGCCAUAAGGCAUUUUUCUGUGGUCGCAGUGAUUAUUUCAAAGCUCUUCUUGAAGAUCAUUUCAGUGAGAGUGAGGAGCUACAGACACAGCCCAGCAUCCCUGUGGUGACUCUGCACAACAUCUCUGAAGACAUCUUCAUCCGGGUCCUCUACUACAUCUACAGUGAUGAUACAGAGCUGUCCCCAGAGAACGCCUACGACGUGCUGUGUGUGGCUGACAUGUACCUGCUGCCCGGGCUCAAGCGCCUCUGCGGCCGGACCCUGGCGCAGAUCCUCGACGAGGACAACAUCAUCAGCAUCUGGAGGAUUGCAAAGCUCUUCCAGCUGACCCGACUGGAGGACCAGUGCACUGAGUACAUGGCCAAGAUCAUUGAGAAGCUGGUGGAGCUGGAGGAGUUUGCAGCAGCUGUGAAGGAGAACGCAGAGGCCGUGGAGGAGCGGCAAGAGACUGACUCCAUCCCUCUGGUCGAUGACAUCCGCUUCCACAUCACCAGCAACGUGCAGACUUACAGUGCCAUUGAGGAAGCCAACCAGAAACUUGAAGCUCUAGAGAACCUCCUGGCCAGCAUAGGGCUCGAGUGCUGAUGUGUGCAAACCCUGCCUGUCAUUUGCAGCCUGCACAGCCCUCACUGCGUUGGCUCGGAGUGCAAGAACAUCUGAGUCUGAAUGUCCCACUCCCAUUCCUUGUCCUCCUUCCCAUCCACCUUCAGGCAUGGUUUCUUUUUAAUUUAUUUGUGUCUGGACAUUUGCAUUUCUGGUUUGUGUUUGGUUUUACUUUUUUGUUUCUCCUUUCAGAAGUAGCUCCCAAACUCAGCCUAAGUCAGUAGCUGCUCCUUUGUACAAUACACUGUGGAGAGGAGACCGUGAGCUGUUGGGAAUGGUGAAGGAGCUGUUCUGGGGACUUCCUACUGCCUGGGGUUAGAACCCAUCCCAUUCUGUGGUUCAGUACAACACACUUCUGAAACUGGCUUAUGCCAGCAGCAGAGGAAGAAAACUGGAUUAAAGUCUUAAUAAGUAUAUGGGAAAGGAGGUCAUCACUGUUGCUGUCAGCAUUAUAGGACUGGCAGAACUGGGCAGUGCUUCCCUAAUGGGACAGAGAGGUACUUGGCUAUGUGGAAGGCACUGUCUUCACCUGCUAUUUUAGUACUUAGAUGGAAAAAAAAAACAAACAAAAAAAAAAGUGAUUUCCAGGUCUUCCCUAGCUUUUCAUUGCUUUGAAGUGCUCAGAAUUUAAAAGCUUUGCUUUCUGAAUAAGCAUCUUUGGGAAUACAGUAGAGACCAGAAUCCUUCCAUUCUUAGAAAGCAGUAGCUUUCAAUGCACAAAAGAAGGAAGAGCAGAGCUCUUAAAGAGGGGAUGGAAACACCUUCUUCUUGGAAACAGCACUUUUCCCUUUAUUUUUGUCCACUGUGGUAGGGCAAGGCUGACUUGCUGGUGGGUCUGGGAAGAGGGGUCACUGGAAAUCUCUUUCAAAAGGAAAGGGCCCUUUUGGGGCUCUCAUAGGGCUGCUGUCCCACUCUGUGACCUUCUGGCUUUGCUCAGCCUUGAGCCUUGCAGCUUCAUUGUUCUCCAGGAAAUUCACUGUCUGUACUAAUGAAUGUUUUUGAAUCUGUAUUUUGCAGUAGGUCAUGUUAUCUCAUGUUGUCUGCCUGGAUUCUUAAUGAGGGCAGUGGUGUUCCCUCUCCUUGGCACUAAUCAGCAGGUGAUAACCCUGCAUAGCCUUGCCUUGCCAGAUAGGCUGCCCUUGGAGCUGUGCUUCUCUGGAAUGGUGUUGGGAGAGUCUCCAGGGUGCAGGCUGGGUGCACCUUCCCAUGCUGUGCUUUGGGGGGAGGGAGAAGCAGCAUUGAGUGAAGCACAUGCACUGGGCUGCUGUGACCACCUCAUACAAUCAUUUUGGUCAACUCCUGAGGCAAGAGCUUGAAUAGACUGUGCCAGAGGUGCUUUUAUUAUGUGAUGUGGGAGCUGGGCAAGGAUCCCCUGCAGCUUUGGGGUGUUGUUUUCUGUAAUGGUGGGGGUGCCUCUCAUGGCUAAGGGGUU